Molecule: messenger RNA, 687 nt
Organism: Symbiodinium pilosum
Lineage: Eukaryota; Dinophyceae; Suessiales; Symbiodiniaceae
Source: the annotation of a GenBank genome assembly
AUGCAGAGUAUCGAUGUGAACGGGCGCUUUUGCAACCUCUGUGGGACACCCUCUGAGGAGCGUGCGCCCGGAAGCACCUUCGUGGUGCGUAGCGACUGCGGCAACCACAGCAUCUUCGAACACCCGGAUAAGGCAUUUCUACCUUUGAGCAGCUUCAAGAAGGAGGCCACAGCAGAACACAAUGAGACCAAUGCCUGGUGCGAGUUCAACCUUGAAAAAGGCUGCGCUGAUGCUGUGUACAACAAGGACUACAUGAUGUACGCCAAGGGCGUCGAGCUCCCCAGCGCGCCCCUUUUUGGCUACUCGGUGAACUCCUUUGACCAGCACUACUGCUACCUCAAUGGCUGGCUGGAACCUGAGAUCAGGGCAUUGCAGUUCGACUACGAGGGCAUGACUGCCAAAGGCCAAGAGCUGUGCAAGUCAGAUCACCUAGUCCAACUUGGCGCGAACGGAAACAUAACCUUGGCAGACAUGAUGCUGCACUACUUGCCACAUCUGCCCGGCACGCCUUUCAGCAACCCAUCCAUUGGCGACGCGCACUUCGUCGCAGCAUGGACCUGUGCCAUGGGCAGCCCAGCGUGCGACAUGGCCUACUGUGCUUAUACAUUCUGCAGGAAGGCGGAUGGCAGCUUUGGUACCUACGAAGAGUGUCCAGGCUGGGACCCUGUAAAGGGCAUGCCGGUGCAU